AAUCAGUUAUCAAUAGGAGCUUCACCAACAUCUGAAAUGACAGGUUUCUACAGGGCACCUUGCUACAUAUGCAACUUUCUUAAUUAACGCCUACAUCUGCCUGAUUCAAACUAAGGAUCUCAAAAUGUUUUCACUAAAUCAGUAUUUUCCUUCUACCCAAUUUCUCUGCAUCAAUUACUGAUGAAAUGAUAAAUUGUGGGGGGAGGGGGGACGAGAAAGUUAACCCCUUUGCUUUGAAAAAAAAAAAGUAUAAGACGCAAAUAAGUCUUCAGAAAACUCUCCUCCACGCAAGUUACAGCUUUUAAAGGCGAGCGCCUUUUUCAGUUCAACGUUUUCAGAAUUUUCUUAGGGCUUCGUUGAACUAGGGGAUAAAAGGAAAACUACAUUACCCACAAUCCCUUGCCCUCACGGAAACUUUGAGAAUGCAGCUCGGGUUUCCACAACUUUGUGGUUUCCCUCGCUUGCGAAGAUAGCGAUUAUUUCCGAUGCAACCCAGAAGUGGAGCGGCAGAGCUCCCCGGAGGCGGGAUGGCGGCUCGGACCGCGCUGCUCUUUCUCCUGGGAGCGGCGGGAGUGGGUCCAGUGCCCUCCCAAGGCUCGCCGGGGGACCGAGAGCCCGUCUACCGUGAUUGCGUGGCUCACUGCGAGAGGCGCAACUGCUCUGAGGCCGGGCUGCGGCACUUCCGCUCCCGCCAGCCACUCUACAUGAGCCUCACAGUGAAUCUAUGCUCAGACCAAUUUUUUCUUGCACUUUUCCUUCAGGUGUCUUUAAAUGCCUGGUUCUGGUCCAUGGUUUUUCAUACCCGAGAAACAAAUCUGACUGAGAAAAUGGACUAUUUCUGUGCAUCAGCUGUCAUCCUUUACUCUGUGUACUUGUGUUGUGUCAGAACUCUAGGGCUGAAACGUCCGGCUUUUGCCACUGCCUUUGGGGGUUUCCUGCUCCUUUUCCUGGCCUGCCAUGUUUCCUAUCUGACCCUUGUGCGCUUUGAUUAUGGUUACAAUAUGGCUGCCAAUGUGGCAAUUGGCCUUCUCAAUCUCUUCUGGUGGCUGGGUUGGUGUAUGCAGAACCAGCAACGCCUGCCCUAUGUCUGGAAGUGUGUGGCCGUUGUCCUGCUUCUCCAGGCCUUGGCUCUUCUGGAACUCCUGGAUUUUCCACCCCUGUUCUGGGUCUUUGAUGCCCAUGCCAUCUGGCAUAUCAGUACUAUCCCUGUCAAUAUCCUUUUCUACAGUUUCCUCGUCGAUGACAGUCUUUAUCUCCUGAAGGCCAACUCUCAGAUUCUUAAAAUAGACUAAAACCUGUGGCAGAGACUAACUUGGAAAAAGCCAUGGGCUGCCAUCUAUAAAAGACACCCGGUUGCUUUGAUUUCUAGCAUCUGAGGAGUUUGAUGUUCUAAGCCCUCUUUGCUCUGACGAUUGGUGACAAUUUCCUCUCUAUUGCUUCUGUUUUUACAUCUCAACAGCUCCCCUUUCAGAAUUCUGUUGCCAUAGUGUGAUAACCUGAUUGCCUUUUUUUUGCUUGAAUGUAUCAAGACAUGCCUCUCGUCUCCCUGGGAUUAUUUUGGGUCCUUUCAUUUGCCUUCUCCAGUUCUUCCUACGCUUCUCUGAAGAGAGCAGGGAAAACUUUAUUUAUUUCAUUCGAUUUCUCUCUUCUUCUUUUUUUUCAUUUUUACAAAUGCGCUUCUGUGGGUUUUGGCUGGUCCAAUAGACUGCAUUGAAAGGACUUUGCAAGCUGCUUGGAAAAAUAAAGGGCAGCAGCAGGUCUGGUAAAUCACAAUCCAUCUUUAUGCUGCUCUUGACUUAAAGUCCAGAUUUUCAAACAAGUGGUCUUAUAAUGCUGCUUCACUGAGAAGCUCCCUGUUUUCUCAACAAGCCAUCAGGAAUUUAGCACUAUGCUCCCUACUUUCCUGUCAGUCAUGAGAAAAGUAGAAAAUGGAUUCUAUACUGCAGUGACUUUUUAAAAAAAACAAAAAUAGGUGCUGGGGUUAACUGUCUUCUUUUUCCAAAGUUUGUGUGUGUGUGU
This is a messenger RNA of Thamnophis sirtalis, 2019 nucleotides long. NCBI's taxonomy places the organism in Eukaryota, Metazoa, Chordata, Lepidosauria, Squamata, Natricidae. The record is from RefSeq and is a predicted model, not a curated record.